AUGGCUGUCACUCCUCCAAAUGACCUGGGCCGAGGCUGCCUGAAGUUUGGCCGUGGAGGGCCCUCCUGCCCGAGCGAGCUGCGCGGGCGAACGGUGUCCAUCGAAUGCUUGGAAGGGAACACCUUCGAGCUUCCUGCUGAAGCUGCUUGCCUGGCGGGUCGUGUUCGAAGCCUCCUGCUGGAGCAUCGCGAGCAUGGCUUGGAGAACACCUUGCGGUUUGAGAUCAAGAGAGACACGAUGACGAAAGUGUGCGAGUACUUGAAGCACCAUCGCGAACACAGCGUCAGCGAGAUCAUCACGCCUUUGCCCAGUGACGACCUUCGGGACUGCGGCGCUUCACGCUGGGAUUGUAGCUUCGUCAACGUGGACCAUGAUUUGUUAUUUGACCUUGGCUUUGCGGCCACCACACUGGGCAUUCCAUCGCUCGAUUUCUUGGUGAAUGCCAAGAUUGCGUGCGCGACGAAUAACAAGAGUGCUGAUAAGCUGCGGAAGGAGUACAAGAUGAUCAACGACCUCCCCGCGGCCGAGGAAGCGGAGCUGCGUCGUGCCUACACCAACCUUCAGAAGACCCAGGGGGAGGAGGCCGCAGUGGAUGUGGACCUGUCACGUUUGGCGGCUGCCAGCGUAGCUCAAAGUGGCAUGGCAGCGGCCAAGCAAAAGAGCCUCCCCAACACCGAGGCGCAGUCGGCGCAGUCGGCGUCGGCGGAGUGGAGCUGCAGCACGAGGGGUGGGUGGUCCGCUGCGGUGCUGAAGGAUUGGCAGGUGCUGGCGGAUGCGCCGCCAGAGAUUCAAAGCGACAAGCCCCUGCUGGAGUGCGCGCUGCGCGCCAGCCAGGGCCGUGCCUUGAAACAUGCGGCACCCGAGCUACGGUCCGACGAGGACUUGGUGCUCCUGGCCACGGGCUUCCUGGGCGAGGCCUUUGAGUUCGCCUCCGCCGAGCUGCGCAGCUCGCGCGGCUGCGUGAUGAAGGCGCCACCCUACGAGUCGAUGGGGCUCGACGCCGAAACUCCGUGCCGCAUGCGGCAGGCCUUCCUGUUGGAAGCCGCGCAGAAGGGCUUCGGCGGCGCCCUGCAAGGUGCCUCGCGCACCUUGCAGGAGGAUCGAGCUUUCGUCCUUGAGAUGAUCAUCCAUGAUCCGGUUUGCUACAAAUUCGCGGCGGAGGAGCUCCGCGUCGACAAGGAGUUUGCCUUGGAGGCUGCGAAGCGCAAUGGUGCCAGCCUAAAGUUCAUGCCAUCCAACUUCCAGGCGGAUUUCGACGUGGUGCAGGUGGCUGUGGCCCGCGACCCGCGCGCCGCGGCCCAUGCACAUCCGGCGCGUCGGACGGAGCUGGGCAUGGCGGCGGAGGAUGCACUGGGAGAGGCGCAGAUGCAGCAGGAGUACAGCGCGUAG
This is a messenger RNA of Durusdinium trenchii, 1389 nucleotides long. The record is from the annotation of a GenBank genome assembly. Lineage: Eukaryota; Dinophyceae; Suessiales; Symbiodiniaceae.